CUCUACAAGGCUGGUAUAAAACUAUAAACACAUACACAUGGUUUGUGUAUAGUCACAAUUCUACAGUACACACCAUGGGGUUAUCUUGCAGCUCAGCAAAGCCAGCCAUAGGGCUCUCUUUCCAUCCUCAUUGUAGAGGCUCAAAUAUCUCCUUGAACAGCUGCCUCCACCAGGCCACACGAAUCCACAGCUUCCACAAUGGUCUGGCCUUCUCAAAUCGACCCUUGCUCCCCAAAGAAAAAGUCAGGCUAAAAGUGCUAGAGAUUGAACAGCGAUGGUUUGGUGCUCUACGCCUGGGCUUUACCUCUGUGAAUCCAAGCAACAUUGAUCGGAAUGCCCUGCCACCCUUCGCCUGCCCUAACCUUGUUAAUACUAGUGGUUUCUGGGCCAUGGGAAUUCCAGAGGAACAGUGCCAGGAAGGAGCAGAACUAUGCUUCUGGGUGGACAGAAAGGGACAAGUAUUCUAUCAAGUGAAGGGGCACUUACGGCCCAAGUUGCUGUUCUCAGGUUUACCAAGGAAAGCACAAAUCUGGGCCAUGAUGGAUGUCUAUGGUAAAACAAAGGCCGUCCAGCUACUGGACGACAGCACAGAGUGUCUGGAUACUCCAUAUUCCUGCCCUCAAAACAAAGUGGACCAUAAAAUGGGUACAAGGAACAACUUCAUGCCUGUAGCACUGGACACACUUUCACAGUCACCCCAAUCCAAAUAUCACUCCAUGCAAGAACCCACAAAGCUGGAUCUCUAUUCACAGGCAAUGAAAUUCCGUCUCUUCCGAGAAGAUGAGCCCAUCUGUGUGAUCUGCCAGGACAGGCUAGUGGACACUUUGCUGCUACCCUGCAGACACUGUUCUUUUUGUAAGCCAUGCGUCCUGAAGAUUAGAAGACAGAACAAUAUCUGUCCAUUGUGCCGCCAAGAUAUCUUCAGCAUGCAGGAUGUUGGGGAAAUGCCUCUGCUCCCCAGCCAGGGUAGCUGACCGUACCUUAUACGUCUGCUCCAGUCACCCCUCAGAUGCUGCUGUUGAGAUACGGGGACAGUUUUUGUACAGUUUUUUUGUGAAUGAUAAGGACAUUAUAAGCCAAGCUGGCCAAUAUCUACGUGUUUUUUAUUCCUUUCAGAUAUCUGCCAGCUGUGUAUAUAGCAUACCAGUUAUAACUGUGGUAUGUGCAAGACAAGACUGCUAACUAAUAUGGAAAGACACUGGCAUUUUGUUAGGAACUUUCAAUGAGCCUCUAUUAAAACAAAAAAAAAAAAACAUCCAUAAUCAACUAAAAUUAAUCAAAAUGAGAGCAAAUUUACAGCGCAGAAUAGAGAGUGUGCAAGAGAAAUAUAGAGUUGGGUGAGGAUAAAAGGUGUACAAGUAAGAAGAGUGAGGUAUGAGAGAAAAGUAGUAGGUGACAUAAGUGAUGUGGAAAAUGGAUGAGAAGAAAUUAGUAGCAGAGUGUUUAAGCAAAAAAGUGCAAUUUUAUCUGUUGAGAGAAACAACGGAGAAGGUGAGAAAGAGAGAGAGGUAGCACUAUGGAGAAGGAAGAAGGUUGGGCAUGAAAUAGAUUGAAUUUUGGGAAGACCAAGCUCCUGUGGGGAGAGAUAAGGAUUUGUUAGGGAAAGGAAGGGUGGUAAGGAGAAGGACAAGGUAUGGUACCUGGGAGGGGGAGAGAUAAUAAUAGGAAAGUUAUCUGGGUGGAGGAGAGAUAAGUAAGAGAAAGGAAGGUGAGCAGAAAAAGGGAAGGAUAAGGAAAGUUAGCCUGGGGGAUGAGAAAUAAGGAUAGGUAAGUAGAUGGGGAAGUAAGGCAUAGAGAGAAGAAUAAGGAAGGUUAGCUGAAUGCAUGAGAGAUAAGGAUAGGUAAGUAGUUGGAAAGUAAGGUGUAGAGAGAAAGAUUAGAAAGGUUAGCCUAGUUGAUUAGAGCGAGGUCAGGAGAUGAAAGGUAAAGAGUAGAGAAAAGACCAGAGAAGGAGGAGAGGUAGUUUACAAGGAACAAUUUAAAACAGAUCCAAUAAAUAAGGGCAGGAAGAGGAUGCCAAGUUAAAGGGAAAAAAAAUGGCAGGUUCAAAAUACAAAUUAUGCUGGAUAAAGAAGCUGGACAAAGAAAUAAGAGUUGCGUUGCACAUAAGAGAAAUAGGUUGACUUGGACAAUAUUGUCAACUAUUUUGUUAAUUGUUAUUUUAUUAAAAGCUGUAUUGAGAUAAUUACCUUUAUACUGGUUGUCUUUGUCGAGUAACAUUUAUGUAUAUAUAUUUUUUAUAUGUGAUAAUAUGCUAUUUUUACAACAGAAUA
Pseudophryne corroboree (corroboree frog) is the source of this 2273-nucleotide messenger RNA. RefSeq names its product neuralized E3 ubiquitin protein ligase 3 (gene NEURL3). Gene Ontology annotation, molecular function: ubiquitin protein ligase activity. The transcript has 4 exons. The record is from RefSeq and is a predicted model, not a curated record. NCBI's taxonomy places the organism in Eukaryota, Metazoa, Chordata, Amphibia, Anura, Myobatrachidae. The coding region runs from base 75 to 974 and encodes 299 amino acids.